This is a messenger RNA of Mixia osmundae IAM 14324, 3409 nucleotides long. RefSeq lists its product as uncharacterized. Lineage: Eukaryota; Fungi; Basidiomycota; Mixiomycetes; Mixiales; Mixiaceae. The transcript is spliced from 7 exons. Gene Ontology annotation, molecular function: protein binding. The coding region runs from base 352 to 3348 and encodes 998 amino acids. The record is from RefSeq and is a predicted model, not a curated record. Gene Ontology annotation, cellular component: nucleus; cytosol; mitochondrial outer membrane.
CGCUGCGAGCUCCCCGGGAAUUGUGCGUCAGCAGUGGUGCCUGAGCUCUGGGCGUCUGAACAGCUGCAGACCAUCUGGCCAUUGUGUAGUGUUCAUCUCACUCAGACGAUUCGAUCACCAGGAGAUUCGACAAAGAGAGACCCUUCGACAUCACUCAGACAAACAGUCUACCCCGCCUCUCGGUCAGCGCUUGCCGGCCCGGGUCAGCCUCCUUGCGAGAAUCUCGCCGUCGCUUCCUGUCCUCAUCAAGCGUCUUGCGAUCUCUUGCUCGAAUAGGCUCGACACAGACCCUCGGUCCCGUACUACUGCAAGGCAGAGUUCUAAUCACAGGCGCACUGCCAAUCACCCACCAUGUCGGGCAAGAUCAAGGCUAUCUUGAACAAGCGUCGCUCGAGCUCGCAGUCGAGCGCUUCAUCGACCACCUCCAAUGGCGACCGCUCCGACUCUGCCACUUCAGUCUCGUCUGGAGUGUCUAACAAGAGCGUCAAGGCCAAGGACCUCAACUUGCCGCAGAGCGGAGCGCCCAACUCUCGCUUUGUCUUGCCGCCCGAUGCAGGCAAUUACAGGUCCAAUGGCGCCGAGACUGACGAGACUUCGGAGUCAGAAGAGGACGAGGACGAAGAAGGAUCGGAGCAGAGCGAAGAGGACGAACAGGACGAGGAAGAGCCAAGCAGCGAAGAAGAGCAACAAUCCACGCCCAAGGCAGUUGCUGCACCCACUCCCGCCUCUGAUGCGUCUUCGAGUGAGCCCGAAAGCGAGGAGGAAGAAGCCAAGCCGGCUACCAACGGCAGCAGUGGUAAGCGCAAUGGCGUCGUCGCUGCAGGCGCGGGCUUAGCGGGCGGCGCCGCUGCUGCCGUCGGUUUGCGCAACAAAUCGAACGGCAAUGCUCCCAAAGCCGUCUCGCCACCCACUUCCGAAUCAGAGGAGGAACCCGCGCCCAAGGCGAUUGCUAGAGAGCCCGAGCCUGAAUCGGAGCCCGAAGAGGAGCCUGAACCUGAGCCCAUCAAGAAGAGCAAGACCCGCAAAUCAUCUGUAGCGGCAGUGACGAGCAAGUCACGCUCGUCUGGCCGAUCCAAGCGUACUUCGUCGCGAGCCAAGGAUUCCUCGUCUGAAUCAGAGGUCUCCGAGCCCGAGGAGGAAGUCGUCAAGCCCGCCAAAAAGUCGUCUCGCUCGCGGUCAUCUCGCGAUAAGCCAAAGUCAUCUUCGCGUUCCAAACGAGGAGAGGCUGCUCUCGCUGGCGUUGCUGCUGGCGCUGUAGCGACCGAAAAGUCGUCACAUGACCGUGAAGGCCGCGACAAGAGCAAGAAGCGAUCCUCGGCUGCAAAGGACAAAGGUCCAUCCGUUCGCAAGUCCAAAUCCGCUCGACAUGCAGAGGCACACUCGGACGACGAGAUUCCUCGACACGUCGCGCCCAAGGUCCUCACACCCGAAGAGCACGGCGUCCACCGCCAAAAGCUGGGCAAGCCCUACAAUAAGCUCACCAUGGAGGACGUCAAGCUCGAUGAAGAAGGCAUGCGCAAAGAUAUUGACGACGUUUGGAUCUCGAUGCACUUGUUCAUGAACUCGCGCAUGAAAGAGGCAGAGGCAAUCUGCCUGACAGCUUCGGACCAUCGCAUGUACUUUUCCGUCGGCUAUUCCCUCAUCCAGUGCAUCAAGUCACUCAUGACGUUUGAGCCAGACGAUCUCGCAAACGCUGUCUCGCGCUGUAAGGAGACGAUCAUCAUCGCUGACAAGCUCCGCAAGACCGGUCGCGGUGUUACCGAAGGUUUCGCUAAGCUUGUCACUGGCUCGUCGACCACCAAGUCGCUCAAACUCAUGACUGUCAUCGAGCGUCACGCAGAGCUGGUAUGGGCCGAGUCAGUCCUGCUCAAGGCUGUGCUUGGCAUCAUCUACUCUGGCGACUUUAUGGCCUUCCUCAAGGAGGCACUCAAUAUGCGCUCGGCGUAUUCCGUCUAUCGCACGCUCGCCGAAUACAUCGAGCAAUGCGAUGCUGCGCAGCCCGGUCGCGGUGCAGAGGAUCCUGCACUAGAUCAAGACUUCCGUUCGGGUGUCUAUCUUGGUAACGGCCUUAUCUCGCUCGUCCUCUCCCUCUUGCCGAGUACCGUCCUCGCCAUCAUGGAAGUCUUUGGCUUCACUGGCGAUCGUGCGUACGCUCUAAAGAUGCUCAUGCGCGGCGGCAAAUGGUCCGCCGAUCCCAAGAAUCGCAAGCCAGGCAUGACGCACAAGAAUGAAGGCAUUCGUCGCCAGAUCUGCGACAUGGCUCUUCUGCUCUAUCAUCUUGUCAUCUCGACCUAUCUGCCGGUCGGCAUGGUCGACAUUGACCUGGCUGACAAAGUACUUCACUACAAUCUUAAGCGUUAUCCCAACGGGGUCUUCUUCCUGUUCUUCUCUGGCCGUUUGUAUUCGGCACAGACGAUGGGCGAGAAGGCACUGAGGCAGUACAGCCUCGCUAUUGCUUCACAAGAUGAAUAUGUCCAGAUCGAACACAUUUGCCAUUGGGAUCGUGGUUUGACUUAUCUCUCACUCGGCAAAUAUGCCAAGGCCUACACCUGCUUUGACAUUCUUGGCAAAGACAGCAACUGGUCAAAGUCGGUAUACGCAUACGCAAAGGCAAUCUCGCUGUACGAAGCCGAUCCCGUCAAGCACAGAGACGAUAUCAUGAAGAGCAUGCGAGCAGUGCCUGAUCUCAUGCAGCGUAUCGCUGGCAAAUCUAUCCCGCUCGAGAAGUAUGUUGCGCGCAAGUCCAAGCAAUUCCUUGCCCAGGGCGGACGCCUUGCCUGCCCCGGUAUCGAGCUUGCUUACUUCCUCAACGCGCUCUCGAUGGCGCCUCGCUAUGCCCUCUUUGGCAUCCACCUGCGAGCAGUCAGCGAGACGCUCGCCAAGCUGCACGACUGCAAAGAUCCUUCGUCGUAUGGCGAGACAAAUACAGAAGGCGAGUACUGGGACGAUUACUGCAUGGCACACUUUUUGCGAGCUAUCAUUCUGCGCUUCAUUGCUUUCCCCGAGAAGCACACGCACCUAGAUCCGGAGAAGUCGCCGAUCAGCAAGAAGGAGGCCGCCGAUCAAGCACUCAUUUCACUCAACAACGUCUAUAAGCACGGCACGAAGAUCACUACCAACCACAUGCUCGUCUGGUUCGCGCAUUACGAGAUGGGACGUGUGUAUGACGACCUCGGAGACCCGACCAAGGCAAAAGCACAGUAUGACAUUGUCAUGGCUGGCAAGAAGAUGGAGAUAGACCGCCGUGGCGAGAGCGGCAAAGUCAGUCUACAAAACAUGUCUGUGCUGCGUACGAACGCUGCGCGCGACAAAUUGAUUGCUCGUCAGAAGGGCAAGGCAGCCGUCUAAUGCGUCACUCUGUCUUCUUUGCCGUAUUAUUGUAGCACCACAGACUGCAUGCUCUUCGCCC